GUCGACCUCCAGCGUUCUUCAAGGUCACGGGAGAAGAUUUCAACAUCCGCCGAUGUGCCACAGGUUGACAGCACUCACAAGCCACAAAGCUUCGACGAUCCCUUGGAAGUUCAGGGGCCCCCGCAACAGCCGAGUGGGCGCCCGCCUCGCAUUGUUUGGGUACCAACAACCACGCAGCGAGUAAGCAGCAACAGUACUCGCCACCUCGCAGCAGGAAAUUUUUGGAAACAUUUACCGCCGUCCUUGCCUGCACGCGUCCUGUAACAGGCACUUCUAAUGCACACCGACCGCCAUGGCUCCGCUUGAGCAACAAUGGGUCAAGGUCCAGCAGAAGACCUUCACAAAAUGGCUGAACAGCAAAAUCAAGAUCCGAAAUGUGCAAAUCGAAGACCUCAUAACAGACUUGUCUGAUGGCAUCAACCUCAUCCACCUCCUCGAGGUCCUCAGCAACGAAUCGCUUGGCCGCUAUGCCUCCCGACCGAAGAUGCGAGUGCAGAAAUUCGAGAAUGUCAACAAAUCACUCGACUACAUCCGCAGUCGCGGCAUCCAAAUGACCAACAUUGGUGCUGAAGACGUGGUCGACGGCAACAGCAAGAUCAUCCUGGGUCUGAUCUGGACUCUGAUUCUGCGCUUCACGAUCAGUGACAUCAACGAAGAGGGUCUGAGUGCGAAGGAGGGACUGUUGCUGUGGUGUCAGCGCAAGACAGCAUGCUACGAUGAGGUCGAAGUACGCGACUUCUCCUCCAGCUGGAACGACGGCCUAGCCUUCUGCGCCCUCUUGGAUAUCCACCGCCCCGACCUCAUCGACUACGACAGCCUCGACAAGAACGAUCACCGCGGCAACAUGCAACUUGCCUUUGACAUUGCCUCUAAGGAGAUCGGUAUCCCAGAUCUGCUCGAUGUAGAGGACGUUUGCGAUGUUGCGAAGCCUGACGAGCGCUCGCUCAUGACGUACAUCGCCUACUGGUUUCACGCUUUCUCGCAAAUGGAGCGAGUAGAGAACGCUGGUCGACGAGUGGAGAAGUUCGUACAAAACAUGUAUGGAGCAUGGCAGAUGCAGAAUGACUUCGAGGAACGUAUGCGGAAACUUCUUGCAGCAAUUGCCGCGCAGCGCACGCAAUGGGAGGAGGCCAAGUUUGACGGGACAUACACAGACGCCAGAGCCCAGGCGACCGAGUUUACGGCCUGGAAACGCAAGAGCAAGCGCAACUGGGUCGCUGAGAAGUCAGAUCUGGCUGGUUUAUUAGGGAAUAUCAAGACAAAGCUAGCGACAUAUCGCUUACGGCCAUACGACCCUCCGGCAGAGCUGAGCCUGGAGACAUUGGAUGCAGCAUGGGCAGGUCUGAUGAAAGCGGAGCGUGAACGCUCACAAGUCAUCAAUGAAACGAUCCGUGACAUCAAGAACGCUCUCCGCAAGUCGUUUGCAGACAAAGCGAAUGAUUUCGCCCUCGCACUGAACACACUUGGAACCUCGAUAUCAGCUCUCGAGGGUGAAGUUGAAGACCAGCUAGAGCACACUAAGCAAAUCAGCAAGUCCCUAACGCCACUCGAUGACUACCUGAACCUUAUCGCAACGAUCGACGAGCAAUGCGCCGAAGCAAACAUCGAAGAGAACGACUUUACGACAUACACGUACGACGAACUCGAGUACGAGUUGAGCCUGGUGCGCAACUCGGUCUCGAAAAAGCUCGCGUUCUUGGAAAAUCAGAUGGUCGCUCGAAAUAUGACGAACUUGACGCCAAUACAGCUUGAGGAGUUCGAGUCAGUGUUCAGACAUUUCGAUCGCGAUUUGUCAAACUCACUGGCCGAAUUGGAGUUCUCCGCAGCGUUGGCUAGUCUGGGACUUGUCUACGACGAUGAAGAAAUGCAUCAAAAGUUCCGCGAGACGAGCGGCGGCCGUGACUUUGUUACGUUCGAGCAGUUUAUUCGCUUCAUGGUUGACGAGACGGAGGAUCAGAACACAGCGGAGCAGGUCUUUGAGUCGUUCAAGGAGGUGGCAGACGGCAAGCCAUAUGUCACCGAGCUUGACCUCCGCCACUCUCUCGUUCCCGACGAAGUCAUCGACGACCUGAUUUCCUCUAUGCCCGAGCACAAAGGACCUGACAUGCAAGAGGAUCGCGAUUUGCCCAAAUACGACUAUAUCACAUACAUGGAACGUUACAUGAACGCAAAACGCGAACAGCAGGAAGUAAACGGCGGAUAGAACCCAGACAAUCCCUGGCUUAGGCGAUCAGCGACUGAAUCGGCCAUAAGCGUGCUACUUGGGAAGCGACCGGUAUUGACACCGGUGUUCCUGUGAGUGUGUGCUGGGUGCUGAUAGGACAGAUGUCCUUAGCACUAUGGUGGUGGAAUGGACUGAGAUGCAGAGGAACGAGUGAACGAAGGUUUUCAGCUUCUGUCACGCAGAUUGUGUUUUUGGAUUUUGCAUAGCGAUGUGUUGGCGUCCGUUUUGGAUAUCCUUGCUACUGGAUAUUUUGGGCCGCAUGGCGGCACUCUUACGGUUGUGAACAACCGUGUCAGUGGUUCAUGCGCAAACGCAAACAAAUUUGAUACCACAU
Messenger RNA from Boeremia exigua, 2558 nucleotides. RefSeq names its product alpha-actinin-2. Gene Ontology annotation, cellular component: cell projection; cortical actin cytoskeleton; Z disc. NCBI's taxonomy places the organism in Eukaryota, Fungi, Ascomycota, Dothideomycetes, Pleosporales, Didymellaceae. Gene Ontology annotation, biological process: muscle cell development; actin cytoskeleton organization. The record is from RefSeq and is a predicted model, not a curated record. Gene Ontology annotation, molecular function: actin filament binding; calcium ion binding. Bases 293 to 2203 code for a protein of 636 amino acids. The transcript is spliced from 4 exons.